Messenger RNA from Racocetra persica, 595 nucleotides. NCBI's taxonomy places the organism in Eukaryota, Fungi, Glomeromycota, Glomeromycetes, Diversisporales, Gigasporaceae. The record is from the annotation of a GenBank genome assembly.
CAACAAAAUUUUGCAUUAGUAAAUAAUCAGCAAAAUCAACUGAUAGCAUUACCUGUAAGAUUUGCACAACCAGAAUUUCAUGGCAGUGAUGAAGAUCAUGAAGAUUUCGUAAAUAGGUUCAUAUCAUAUAUUACCUUGGCUAGAGUAAAUAAUGAUGCAAAUAUUCUUACUAUAUUAGAUCAAUCCUUAAAAAGAGAAGCGAGAGAAUGGUAUCAUAGAGAAUUUGACAAUAAAAAUUGGGAGUUAGAAAAUGUACUUGAUAACUUUGGUAUAGGUGCAACAAUAGCACAUAUUCAUGGUGCUAAUGCAGGAGAUAUAACAGGUGUAGUCGCUUCUUUCACAAAUAUUUCACUUGGACUUACAGGUGCACAAAUUAUCCCUGCUCGAAAUGUUGCUGAAGAUUGGACAAUAGCGGAAGGACGCCCAACUAAUGCAGUACCAGUUGCACCAAAUGCUGGAGGAGGUAAAUAUGGCGAUCAACUCGGUUAUACUUCAGCACAGAAGAAAACUCAUUUCUUAUCUGGAGUUAGACCUAAUAUUAGAGAUGAAAUUUAUAGAAUUGGUCAAACAAAACCCAUUAACGAUAUUAUUGAUA